Molecule: messenger RNA, 1530 nt
Organism: Emiliania huxleyi CCMP1516
Lineage: Eukaryota; Haptophyta; Isochrysidales; Noelaerhabdaceae
Exons: 6
Coding region: 1-1530 (509 amino acids)
Biological process (GO): carbohydrate metabolic process
Molecular function (GO): beta-glucosidase activity
Source: RefSeq, a predicted model, not a curated record
AUGGCAGUAUGUUGCAACUCGUCUCAAUAUCUGCAGUAUCUGCAGUAUCUGCAGUAUCUGCAGUAUCUGCAGUAUCUGCAGUAUCUGCGGUAUCUGCAAUAUCUGCAGUAUCUGCAGUAUCCGCGGUAUCCGCGGUAUCUGGGUCGUCUGUGGCAACAGGAUGCACUGUACCGGCAGCGGCGGCCAAUGCCUGCAAAGUUGAAGCUUGCACUCCUGAGCGCGUGUGUCGCCGCGACCCACCAGGACAGUCCGGCCGACGGGAACGUGUCGCGCGCCGGCGACGGUUGCGGCAGGUAUCUGCAGUAUCUGCAGUAUCUGCAGUAUCUGCAGUAUCUGCAGUAUCUGCAGUAUCUGCAGUAUCUGCAGUAUCUGCAGUAUCUGCAGUAUCUGCAGUAUCUGCAGUAUCUGCAGUAUCUGCAGUAUCUGCAGUAUCUGCAGUAUCUGCAGUAUCUGCAGUAUCUGCAGUAUCUGCAGUAUCUGCAGUAUCCGCGUACAAGCGGCGAAGUCUGUGGUAUUGAAUACGAGGAGGCCGGACGCCGGUACUAUCCGGGUAACGCAUUCCACGUCCGCUACAAGGACGACCCCGACGCGCUCUUCGAGGCUCGCACCCCUCCCAAAAGCGCAGGAGGCUAUGGCUACAUCAUCACUGAGAAUGGCAUCGCCGACUCGACGGACAUUUUGCGUGGGUCCUACAUCGUCGAGCACCUGGCCGCAAUCGCAGCGGCGCGCAAGGCGGGCAUCCGGGUGCGAGGGUACAUCCACUGGACGCUCUCAGACAACUGGGAGUGGGCGGACGGGUACUGCCCCAAGUUUGGGCUCGUCGCGGUGAACCGUUCGACCGUGAACUUGACGCGCACGCCGCGCCAGUCGUUCUACUUGUGGCAGCGCAUCUGCCGCGAGCAGCGGGUGAGCAACGCCACGCGCUACGAGCUGUGGGAGCGAGUCCAUGCCGCCUCGGCCGCCGGUAUCUCACACUACAUGUGCCGCGCCGACGACGGCGUCCACAGCUACGAAGAGCCCAUCCCGACGCCAAUCCUUGGCGGCACGAGGCAUGACUGGCGCUUCCGUCUCGAAGACGCCGAGACCCUCUCCGAUCAGCUCUCGCAGGUCAUCGACCAAGCCUCGUCCUACUCUCUUCUCCAGUCGAUACGCUUUUCCGACGAGCACGAUUUCGACCCCUUUGCUCGCAGCGUAAACUGGAUCGCGGGGCUCUCGAUGCAGCCGCCGUCGCCGCCGGCGUCGCCGCGAUCGCCCGUUGUGAUUCACUUUGACAAGUUGAACGCUCGCUUGAACAAGACUGCCCACAUCGCCGCCGAGGCCAUGAUGCAGAGCUGGCAAGCCUUUUCGCAAGGCUUCUCCUCGCCCGCAGAGCAAACGGAGCCCGCGCCGGCGCUGGAGGACGCCCGCGGCCACGCUCCUGCUGCGGGGACGACGCUAGUGGUGGCCCUGCUGCUGCUGGCCGCUGCCAUCGCGGUGAGCGCUGCGCGGCGAAUCCGGCGAGCAGCACCGCGAGCACCAGCGUUAGCGUAG